GUAGUUGUACGUGGAUAGUGAGCCCAUCUCAAAAACGGGAAUAUAAAUUCUCUUUUUAUUUAUUAAGUCACAAAGUGUAAAAGACUGCAAAAUGGUCACAAAAUAUUUAAUUUCUAUCCUUGUCAUUUCUGUAAGUGGCUCACUAGCACAGAGCUGCCAAAAUCCUCAAGUUGAAGCGGCCUCUUUUACAAGUUUAGAUGCGACAAUUGUAACACAAAUAGCUUAUAUUACUGAGUUCUCUUUAAAGUGUGACAAUCCUCUGCCAGAAAACUACGCUCUGUAUGCAGAAGUAGAUGGAAAAUCAUUAACAGCGGCGCGUGUUGGUGAUAAUAAAUAUCAGGUGUCUUGGACAGAGGAGCCGUCAAGGGCCCGUUCAGGUGUACAUGAGAUCCACAUUCUAGACGAAGAAGGUUUUGCAUCCCUACGACGUGCUCGUCGCUCUGACCCAGCUGCAACAGUCUCACCCCUACUAGCUAUUCAAUUGCAGCACCCUGGCAGCUACUCCGGUCCUUGGGUGAAUUCAGAGGUGCUUGCAACAGCUAUAUCGAUACUCGUCGCAUACGUCGCCCUUAGGAACAAAAGCAAGAUACUCGCUUAGAUAAAUAAUACUUAAAGUUUUGUUUUAUUUUUUAAAUAAAAUUCUUAUUUA
Molecule: messenger RNA, 649 nt
Organism: Diatraea saccharalis (sugarcane borer)
Lineage: Eukaryota; Metazoa; Arthropoda; Insecta; Lepidoptera; Crambidae
Source: the annotation of a GenBank genome assembly